Synchiropus splendidus (mandarinfish) is the source of this 7460-nucleotide messenger RNA. RefSeq names its product cerebellin 2b precursor (gene cbln2b). The transcript is spliced from 4 exons. The record is from RefSeq and is a predicted model, not a curated record. The coding region runs from base 408 to 1013 and encodes 201 amino acids. Gene Ontology annotation, molecular function: protein binding. Lineage: Eukaryota; Metazoa; Chordata; Actinopteri; Syngnathiformes; Callionymidae.
CCAGCUCGCUAUUGUUACUUCUCGAGAGUCCUGUUGCGGUUGCCUCUCAGAAUGGGCGUGAGUAGUACCUGAAAAGAGAGCCAGAGACUCGCUCUGCCCUUGUGCAGCAGCGUUCUGAGCGCUCAGUUCAGUCUGGAAGAGAGAGCAGCGGGAUGGAUUGCGCAGGAUUUAAGUCAAUUGAGGUCUGAACAGUCUCCCAAAACCAAGUGAGACACACAGGAGGGAGGGGAGCAGGAGUCAGAGGGUGUUUGAAUGAGCGAGGAGCAUCAUUGAAACAAGAAGAGAGAGAGAGACAAAAAGAGGGGAAGAGUGAGGGGAAUAAGUCUGGACCCGUCGACUGAGCGCUAACAAACCUCCAAGGGGCUCCCCGGUUCUGUCGGUGUGCUCACAGGAUCAACGAUCCGACCAUGGUGCCAGCGCGCUGCCCGGGACCCUGUGCCAUGCUGGCGCUUAGCCUCUUCUUGGGCUGUGGCGUAGCGUCCUCCCUCGGCCAGAACGACACGGAGCCGAUCGUUCUAGAGGGGAAGUGUCUUGUAGUGUGCGACUCGAACCCUUCCUCGGAUGGAGGAGUCACUUCUUCGCUUGGGAUAUCCGUCCGAUCUGCUGGGGCGAAGGUGGCUUUUUCCGCCGUGCGCGGAACAAAUCAUGAGCCGUCCGAGAUGAGCAACACGUCAAUGACCAUCUACUUUGACCAGGUUUUAGUCAACAUCGGCAACCAUUUCGAUCUCAAAGCGAGUGUCUUCCAGGCGCCGCGCAGAGGGAUUUAUAGUUUUAGCUUUCAUGUGGUGAAAGUCUACAACAGACAGACCAUCCAGGUGAACCUGAUGCAGAACGACUACCCAGUGAUCUCAGCCUUCGCCGGUGACCAGGACGUGACGAGGGAAGCGGCCAGUAACGGAGUUCUGCUGAUGGUGGAGCGCGAGGACCGGGUCUACCUGAAGCUGGAGCGGGGUACCUUAAUGGGCGGAUGGAAAUAUUCCACCUUCUCAGGGUUUCUGGUGUUUCCUCUAUAAUCUAAUGGACAGCGAUCACCCACGUCGCACUGGACGGCUUUGAGUGCGAGGAACAACGACAGAGCAGAAGAAGAAAAAAGUAUCAACACGCUGUUUAUUUUUAACUGAAACUGUCAGCCACGGACGCCGACGACUAUCUGUAUCCCCGCGCCCACUAUCUAGUCAAUUACAAACAUUUCCUUGGAGUUCCAUCAACUCUGUUCCAUCACUCUAAUCUGGAAACUAUAUUGACCAGAGUGUGUUUGUCGGGUACGUGGAGUUUUUUUUUUCUUCCCUUUUUUUCAAGCUCGGAAAACUUUGACAGACAAACGUGCGUGACCCUUGGCAAGGAAAAGAAUGGAGGAGUGGAACCGAAGACCUGGACAGGCCGAGUGUGUCAUGCUCUAUUUUGUGUUCGUAUAACCUUAAAGAAUAUAUUGGUUCCUGUCCAGUAAAAUGUAUGGAAUAACGGACAUCCACUGAAGAAGUGCUCUCCCGCCCAAGGCUUUUAUUUUCUGCACGAAUGGAAGAAUUUCUUUGUUUUGUGCUGUUAAUGGUGUCGCGUGUGGAUGCUUGAAAAUAAGCCAAAUGUAGGCCUCCGACGAGUUUAUUAUAAGAGGAAAAAAGGCGACGUCUUUGCGCCAUCGGAGCCGAAUUUAGAGCCUUUUAUUGAAAGAAUUAUACUAUAUGAUUUAUAAAGUACUUAUUCACAUUACUGUUGUCAACAUUUCGGAAUCUGCGUAGCUUUGACUGAUUUAAUGUUCAGUGACGUUGCUCACCAAAUGUACAUUGUGGAAACAAUAGAAAAAAACUAUAUAUGUCCCGCUUAAUAAAAGAUAUUGUAUUGUAUAGGCUAAGCGCUUUUAUCACGUGUCUUCAGCCACGUUGCGCGGGCGGGUCCGGUUGCUGUCCAGGGUCCUGAAAUCGCGUUGAAACACAUAGGCUCAUGAGGCGUCAUUGAGAGAAAAUACUUAGUUUAUUUAUUUUAGUGGAUAUUGGUUUAUUCAAUAUUUCUGCUUAAACUGGAGCAUGAACACACACACACACGAUUAUUUAGUGAAAAGAAAUGCAAUUGUCUAAUGUGUCAGAGUAGCACUCGCUCAAACGCAGUUCAAUGAAGUGAAUAAAAAAGAACAAAAUAGAAGUUUGGAUAAAGUGCAAAGAGAUUAACAAGUGGCAACACGUAUUAAACACAUUUGUAAAGACCUGAAUCUCAUGAGUAUGAACCAGGGUCACAAAGAUGGCAGCCCACAGGGUCCGGUCGAGAGUAGCCUGGUGGCGUGCUGGCAAAAUACAUACAUUUUCAUGUUAACUGUCUUUUUAUGAUCACUUUUAUGUUCCCUAUUUGGUUGAAACAUUGUUGAAAGAAUGUCUUGUUGCUGAUAACAGUAUAUCAUCCCAAGUAAAUUGUGGAACUGUUGGUGAUGCAGAAGUAUGCGUCAUCAAACUGGGGGUGGCGCUUUGCGUCAUGAACUGUCUUUGAACAAGCUUGCAGCCUUACAAAUGUUGGUGUCCCCAGGUUUAAAGAGUUCAAAACAACACUGCAAAUUUCUCCAAAAAUUCCCCCCUUCAUAUUUGCACUUUAUCCGUCAUCAAAAAGCUCAGUGAUGGGCCUGCAGUGAUGGUGGCUGAAACAAUACUGCAGUGGCACAAGAAUCUGAAAACACUUUUUUUGUCGUCCACGCCUGAAACAAAAUCUGAAAUCAAUAUUGCAAAAACCUGUAGAAUGAUCAGGACCUGUUUUAAGAAACGUUACUGUUCACCAGACAGCUAUAGUUUGACAGUAUAUCUUUUGAAAUGACCAUUGACGUUCUUGAUGUGCAGCUGUAACCGCGGCUCCUUUUAAGUGUUUUGUCACUUGUGUUCUCACCUACUGUAGAAUGGCUCAUUAACAUUUGUUUUAUUUGAGUUAUUUGGGGAGACAUGGAGUUAAAAUGUAUGGAAUAUGACAAUGCAGAUCACCAUUGAUGUAAUAUUUGAACUCGAAGUUAACAAAUCCAAAAUAAUUCAGAUUUUAUGCAGAGUUAUAUUACAUAGAGAAGCUGAUAUUUUACAAUACAAUGCUGUUUUUUAUUUCAUUUUUAAAUGAAUUUAGAAUGCUAUUGUGUCAUGUGCAGCAGCUAAAAUGUAGCAGUAAAAAAACAAAGAAGAAAGAAAGAAAAAGUCCAGACUGGCUGAUCGACUAAUGAUGCCAACAAUACGUCCCAACAAAGCAGCAGAAACUGCCAGUAAAUCACAGUGUUUUGGAAAGCAGAUGAAAUUGGCCUAUAAUGUGAUAAUUGCACUGGUGCUGGAAUAAAAUGCCGGCUUCCAAAUUAGCCCCUUAGAUAAUUAAGUUAGCCAUCAAACACGCAAACAACAAAGCAGAGGAAUUCAGAGGAAAGAUAUUUCAGUUUCGAAACUUUCAAGCAUGCAAAGUUCUGAUGCAGUCUAUUCAUCUGAGUUUGUACGCUAAAUUGCCAAUUUAUCUUCAUCCCAAAUGCAGCCAUUACCUAUGGAUUUUUCUUUAUUGCCAUCUAUUCUUUUUAUUUUGGGAGGAAAAAUAACUUUUUGUGGAUAGUGACUUUUAUCAGUGGACAUGACCUUUUUCCACUUGAGACUGAAACCAGAAAUGUGUUGAUAAGAUGCAGGGUCUCUACCUGUCACUUGCAUGUUGCUAAGGAAUUCAGCCUUUUGUGCUUUCAAACUUUCACGCUAAAAUGGUCUUAUGGUUUAUUUAAAUCAUUACAGAAAUGAACAGAGUCAGCAUGUAGUGCUGUAGCCUCACAGCAAGAGGGUCACGAGUUCAACUCCAGCGAGAGGCAACUCUUGGAGCAAACCUGAGUCCAUACUGUGUGCAUUAUAUAAGUUAUCUGCUGAGGGAUUUCACCUGAAAUGUACAGUGGUGGAUUGGAAUCUUUGUGUUGUUUGACAACAAGUGGCGACCAGUCUUGGGUGUGCACAGCCUCACCCCAACUAGCUACCCCAACUAUUUACAUGGUGAAAACUCUUGCAUCAGAUCUGAGUUAUAACAACUGGUGUAUACAGUGGCUCUGGCUUUAGGAACCAGCAUCAACCCUAAAUGACAAGUUGUGAGCCACAUGAAGAAGAAGCAAAAUAAUACUUUAUACAUGUGUAAAUAUAAGAUAAAGAAAGGUGUAGGCAACCGUAAAUACAUCAGAAUAUAAGCAAAAUGAUACUUUAUUCUGAUGCUUUUUGGUAGAAUCUCACAGCUUAAACACAGUUGGCCAGAGGUCGGCAACAGUUUCGCAUUUCAUCAGUUGCAUUCCAGUUUCAAAUUGUGUAUUUUUAUGAACAUUACAUAUCAGAUGUGUAAAACAGGCUGUAAAAGGCAUGUAUUUUUCAUGACCUCAGUACAAAACACAUUCAUUGUUAUCCAAUGCCAACUGCAAUACACAGAUACUUGAUACCGAGAAGUGCAUUUAAUAUAAGACGCUCAUGAUAUGAAUGUCAUGUAUUGUAUUACACCACUUAUUCAUGAAUGAGCCUGUUAAAUCGCACCUCACACAGCUUCAUUACAAUCAAAGUGAGAAAGAGCAAUUCUCUCUUAUUUAUCCUGAAAAGUUGAAACACAUAUUUUAAUCUGCCUCUGGAAAACACAUUACAUCAAUUUUUGCAGUGACAAUCAUACCUGUGAUCUGAGCGCUGCCCUCACUCCACCGAGCUUCAGCCUCAAAUUUAGCUUCUCUUGCAGUCCUGAGUCAUCGCAACGUUUAAUUACGCUCGAUUUCGCAUCGGCUGCGGGUGACUGGUUCAACAUCCACUGUGUGACAUAUUUUGUGUUUGUUUGAAGAAUGCAAAUAUGGACUUCGUUUCAUUCGCACAUGAGAGAAACGGCGUGCUCCUCAUCAUUUAUCAUGUAAUGAUUUAUCUCACAGCUGUCAAAAACAGAGCUGAAUGAAUGGAGAUGCUGAAGGUAGUGAAAAAUAUCGGAAGUGUUAAAAAGCCUUAAUAAUGCAAUACUAAUAGCGUAAAUAUAACCAUACAUAAGGACACAUAUUUAAAUGAUCCUUUCUUUCAUGUUGUACAUGAACAUUUGGUACAUUUGGUCCCACAUUAUUUAGGACAAAAAUACAGCAGUAGUGAAAAAACUAAAGAUAAAAGCAGCAUUGUAGAGGAACUGUUUGUGCGGCAGCCUCACAACAAAAGUGACCCUGGUUCAAAUACGUGUUGUUGAACAACCUGCAUUCAUUCUGUGUGGAGUUUAAAUGUUGUUGUGUGGGGGCGGCUGUCCGUGUAAAUGUCCAUGGUGUCCCUCACCUUCAUGUCCCUCAGGAUCACUGGGAAUAUGUGGUAGAAAACGUCGGUUUUCUGACCAAAAACUCCAGUUUGUAAAGCUGUUAGAUUCAUUCAUGGAUGCAAAAGUCCUUUCCAUUAACACUCGCCUAAUUAUUUCAUGACAUAUUUCGAAGGAUUUCUCAUAGAUUUUUUUACUUCUGUUGGGAGCAGAAACCUCUAAUUGGCGCAGUCACCUUGAAAUUUAGAUAGCUCCGGUAGCACUUGAGAAUUAGAUGGAACUUGGUCUGCAGAUCAAUUAGGAUGCCGCUGGAUACUGUUUCCUCGUACAGGGCCAAGCUGACACCUUCAGAGAGAAAACAUUUACUUUUCCGUUCAGGGAGCAAAGGUCAAUGAAACGUGUUGAGGCUCGUGUUGGCUGACAACUUUGACUUGCAAUUUGUGUGAGGUGUUUUCGUGUACUUGUUGAAUACACAUCGGAAGUCGUGGUGUACAGACCUCACAUGGGUCCUUUUCUCCUCAUUUCUAGUGGAGCUCAGUAUAACUUCAUAUUAUGUGCAGGAGGAAACGUCCUUCUUCACCUCCCUCAUUGAUGACUUGGUUUGUAGGCCACUUUAUUACCACUGGCCACAUUGUGGCAGUGACCAGGGCCCUUACACUCACCAGAUCAACUGAACAAUCUGUCUUCAAUUCACAGGCUCCGGUAAACCUCAUAUGAUGAACCUAAUCUACAUCAUUACUAGACACUAUUUUCUCUCCUCUACAUCUCCAUUCUCCUUUCCUUGUACAGCACAAACCCAAGGUGACUGUGACCUGGAUUUACGGUUCCUCUUUUCAUUCCUACGUUUUAGCUGUUGCCGGCAUGUUAAGUGGAUUGUAUUGAAGACAACAGGUCUUAUCACAAAAUUAACUGUCUCAGUAACUAGUGACCAUGGUAUGAAGAGGUUUCUGUGUUUGAAAUACAUUUUGCAAAUAGUGACAUGAUAUUGAACCAAAGUCAUUCUGUGUCAGCAGCACAGUGUGGGUGGGGCUAUCUAUUAUCAACCCUGACUGUUUUGAUAUUCCACAACAGAAUGAAAAGGAAAAAAGAAAAAGAAGCUUUUCAUAAAAGACAAAAAAAUCCAUAUGCAUGUGUUUAAUGAGUGACGCCAAGAGCUUUAGCUGUGUGUUUGCAAAAUAACUCCAAAACAGACGAACAGAUUUCGAAUACAUUUUGGGACAAGAAAGAGAUGAUUCAAGUUUGUUUGUGUUCCGUGUUACCAUCUUGGUCGACAAAUGUUUGGAUUUGCAAGCUCCUACUGCGUGUGUGUGUGUGCGUGUCUGUCUGGUUGAUCCUCCUAGGGGACCAAUUCUUGACAAAACACUCACCUUGGGAGGACCAUGGUUAAGUUAAGGGUGAGGGGCUGGAGAAAGCAUUCAGUCAAUGCAUGUAAUGCAAUACCAAAGUGUGUGUGUGGUGUGGUCCAUUUGUUAUUACACGUUAUUUCACUGAAAUCACUGCUUUUAUUUUUUUCGGCAUGAUCGCCCAAACAAAACGCUUGUUGUCACGUCACAUACCAAAACCUUCAACGUGGAGGGCCGCAUGUUUCUGUUCAUAUCACAUAACCUGGUUCUUCCACAGGGCCCGCAAAUGUUAUGAAUUUAAUCGUGUUACUCCCAAUGUGCAUAUACAGGGACACCAAUAUUUGCCUCCAUACUUUUAUUUGCGUCGCCGUUUGUGUGCAAGGACCUUUCGUGAAGCUAUUAACUACAUUAUCCAUAUAUUGAAGUCUGACUGAGAGAAAUUUGGAUUUCUCCCCAGUGGUCAGACUAUGCUGUUUACAUACAUUUAAAAAGUUUGGACUUAGCCCGACCAACACAAUAAUUUGGUUUCCUGGGGUAUGUGCGAAAAUUUUUGUUUUUUACAAAAUACUUCUAGUGAUUUUGAUAUUGGGCGAAAUUGAAGUUCGAAAUAGCUGAAAAAAAUAAAAAGGAAAUUGACUUUGCACCACUCCGCUGUGCGUUUAAACCCGACCCAUCAGUGCGUAAGAGAACGCUGAGGCCGGAACUGUUGAGCAAAGACAGAAUUAGAGGAAGUGCAUCUGCACCUCAAAAGGCUUAUUUUGCCAUCCACUUCCAGUGCUUUCUUUGUCAUCCCCGAAUUGUGUGACUGUGAAUGAGCCUUUUUCAAGCCUUCCCAGGCAAACCUACGGGCGGUUCCUUUUGGGUCUGAAUCUAAUGUAUGAUAUCUAC